Molecule: messenger RNA, 1361 nt
Organism: Hermetia illucens (black soldier fly)
Lineage: Eukaryota; Metazoa; Arthropoda; Insecta; Diptera; Stratiomyidae
Product: tRNA (adenine(37)-N6)-methyltransferase
Exons: 5
Coding region: 70-1167 (365 amino acids)
Source: RefSeq, a predicted model, not a curated record
CGUCUGACAGUGACAAUUUUUAUACAUAAACAAUUCGCAUUUAAAGACCUCGGUUUUUCAUCCGAAAUUAUGAGUGAAAAUGACGUUGAAUCGCUGAAAAAUCAACUCGCUAUUGCAAGAAAUGAAAUCAACAAAUUGAGACUUCAAGUGAAGAAUCUCACAUAUGUGCAGCGCAAGGAUGUGGAACAUCUGCAGCAGAUCCUCAAGAAUUUCAACUGCGAAAAUUGCAAGCAAACUGAGGAAAAUAAGAAAAACAGCAACGAUGCCAAGCUUGUUCAAUCAGCAACUGACGACGCAUCAUGCAUUCAAUUGCGACCAAUCGGUGUAAUACGGACAGCAUUCCCUGAGAAGCGAGCAGUGCCCAGACAAUCAGCCGUUGCCACAACCCUUCAAGGGACCAUUGAAUUAAAUUCCGACCACUUCACAAACCCAGAGCAUUCACUUCAAGGACUCGAAGAAUUUUCACACAUGUGGAUCAUAUACCAUUUCCACAGGAACAAUUCUCAUCCUAAAGCAAAAGUCGCUCCUCCCAGACUUGGAGGCGAACGCGUUGGAGUAUUCAGCACUCGAUCGCCACAUCGCCCUUGUCCGAUUGGGCUUUCGCUGGUUGAAAUUGUGAAAAUCGAAGAUGCCAAGAUAUCUUUCAGUGGCACUGAUAUGGUCGACGGAACUCCUGUUCUUGACGUUAAACCCUACAUCCCAUUUUAUGAUGCACCUGCAUCAUUCGAAGGCUACACAGCCACUAUGGAUCAACCAGCUGACUUUUACGACUCUCGGCAAGAACCAGAUGGCGAAGAAUCAAAUAUUGAACGGGCCAAUGGAGCAGCUGCUCAUGUACAACCUCGAAACUGCAACAAGAUCCCAACCAACUCAGCUGUAAAAAUACCCAACUGGAUUGCAGCCAAUCAUCCAUUAACCGUGCUUUUUAAUGAAAGAGCCGAAUCACAAAUAUCAGAAUUGCAAAUUGAUCGUCGCGGCAUUAUUGAUAUCCUCGAGACAGAUCCUCGAUCAGUUUACCUUCGCACUAAGCAUGGAUCACAAAUUUUCACAUUUCAAUUAAAUGAGGUGACAGUUACCUGUAAAUUUGAUGAUAAGAACUCAUCGGUGACUGUCGUUCAAGUUCGAAAAACUGAAAACGUUCGCGGUGAUGAUGUUGCAAUGAAUUAGAUGGAAGCUUACCGGCCUGGACUACUUUUUCCUGAAGCGUACCCGCUUGGAGAUUGUCAUGAGUCUAUUGAGUGCUCAUAGCGGCACCUUGUGAUUUUAGCAUAAAAUUUUUACGUAAACACAUGGUGUGACUAUCACAGCAUUAAUCAUUUUUAUUUAUGCUUUUAGUAGAGAAUAUACUAUCAUAUCAAUAC